AUGGACCAAGAAGCAUUCCGGCAACUCAUCUCAUCGUCGUCCGCCGUGCCCGCAUCUAGCACCAAGCGCACGUUUGGCAAAGCGCCCAAACGCAACCCUACCGCGUCCACCUCUACUCUUCAACCAUCGGAUCUAAAACCAUCCAGCCAAAUCAAAUCCAACUACAUCGAUCGAGCAUCUGCGCGUCGUUCCGGUCGCGUCGACUCUGAAUUCAGCGAGAUCGAAUCUCUGCAUCGCGAUUUCGAGCAAAGAAUUGCCGCAGCAGAGACUGAGAAAGAAAGGCAAACGUUGAGAGAUCAGAUCAGCAGUGUUGGCGGAGAUGCGAGGUAUUCCGUUCUUGUGAAAGGGCUCGAUUGGUCUUUGUUGGCGCAAAACAAGGCGCGCAUCGAGCGUGAGAAGGGUGGCACAGGUGUAGAAGAGCAUGAGAAUGAGCUCGAAUCGGCGUAUCGGGAGGGACGCGCAGAAACGAAAGAGGCGACUAAAAGGAGUAGAGAAGAGAUUGUCGAAGCGAUCAGGAGAAGGAGAGAGGCAAAAUCAUCGGGACUAACCACGAAGGAGGUCAAGCCGGCAAGUGGGUUUCGCCCGAUCGGUUUAGCAGGUGACAAGACGGAACGGGAGGGCGAAGCAGAGUACAAAUGGGUGGAUGGGAAACGUAUGCGUAAGAAGAGGAAACCGGGGUCAUCUGCGACAGAUUCUGCCUCAGGUACGGGUGGUCACAGCCAGGCUGUGGGUACGACGAGGAGCGGUCGCAAGGUGCAGGAUUCGAAAGAGACAGCGCCACCACACAGCUCAACGGACGACAAGAUUGGGCAAAGUCGAGCGCAGGAGCUCGUAACCUCUAAGAAUUUUACCUCCCUUACGAAACGAGAUGACCCAGUUUUGCUGGCACAGGCCGCACUUGACGUCCCCGCAAGCUCGGCUAACGACAACAAAUCAAGCACCCCCACAUCUGCCUAUGCAGAGGAGAACAAAACUUCGAUUGCUGCAGCCAACGAGGACGACGAAGAUGAGGACGAGGACAUCUUUUCCGAUGUUGGAGGAUGGGAUGGCAUUCCCGAGUCAAAGGAGGACGAUGAGGAAGAGGAGGACCAAGCUGUAGAUCCCGUUACCGGCGCACUUCUGAGUGCCAAUCGUGUAUCUACACCGCCACAGCCUGCAUCGCCAUCACCACCGUCGCAUCCAACCGAACCUGCUUUGCUCGAUGCCCCACAACCAAUCAUCGCCAGUCUAUCAACUUCCACUUCCCCUUUUCCAGCAGCGGACCAGCUUCCCCAUCCCACCUUUGGAGCCUCCAAGAAAUCCGUUUCUGUCUCCCCACCUCCCGCGUCGGCAUCAGAAAUGCCACCAACAACACAAACAUCCACGCCAGACGCACCCGCACCGAGAUCAAAGAAAUCCAAGUGGGACGACGACGACGACGCCCGCACCAAGAAAAAGAAGAAGAAGAAACAUUGA
Molecule: messenger RNA, 1455 nt
Organism: Mycosarcoma maydis (corn smut)
Lineage: Eukaryota; Fungi; Basidiomycota; Ustilaginomycetes; Ustilaginales
Exons: 1
Coding region: 1-1455 (484 amino acids)
Biological process (GO): mRNA splicing, via spliceosome
Cellular component (GO): nucleus
Source: RefSeq, a predicted model, not a curated record